AAAAAAACAUCAUCACCACAUAGACCAACCAAAAUCUCAUCACUCUCUCACACUCUUCCCAAACCAAACCAAAAACCUUCACACUAUUUUAUUUCUUCAAUCAUCAUCAUCUCUUCACUAAACUCCAAACCCAAAAACCUGGUACCUUACCCAAUACCCAUAUUGCAUCAAUAUUCAAUUCAAUACUAUAUAAUAUAAUAAUAAUAUAAUAUCAAAAACCAAACAAUAUUAGAUUAUUGUUAUUAUUAGUGAUACAAUACAAUUUAUUUAUUUUUAUAUAUAUGGUUGCCGGCGAUGCCGACGCCGGUAAGUUCCGCUCGGCAAUUUCUAACAGACGAAGCCGCGCGUGCAUUAGACGAAGCAGUAACAGUCGCACGCCGUCGCUGCCACGCGCAAACAACCUCACUCCACGCCGUAUCAUCUUUACUUUCUCUACCAUCUUCAUCUCUCCGGGAAGCAUGCUGCCGAGCACGAACCGCCGUCCGAUUCUCCUCCAAUCCGUCAUUCUCGCAUCGUCUCCAGCUCCGAGCACUCGAACUUUCCGUCAGUGUAUCUCUCGACCGUCUUCCAUCGGCGACAUCGAAAACAACGGAUGAGCCGCCGAUUUCGAAUUCACUCAUGGCGGCAAUCAAACGGUCACAAGCGAAUCAGCGUCGGUCGCCGGAGAGUUUCCAUUUCUAUAAUCAGAAUCAAAACGGUUCAUCUUUGUUGAAAGUUGAACUUAAACACUUUGUUUUAUCGAUUCUUGAUGAUCCAAUUGUGAAUCGUGUUUUUGAUGAAGCUGGUUUUCGUAGCUGUGAUGUUAAACUUGCUUUACUUCAACCACUGGUUCAAUCUUCUUCUCGGUUUUUUUCUCCGCCGGUUUUUCUUUCUAAUAUUGAACAGGGUCGAACCGGUUUAGCUACUUUUUCUUUAGGGAUUGAUGAGAAUUCAAGAAGAAUUAGUGAGGUGAUUUUGAAAAAGAAAAAGAGAAAUCCUUUGUUGAUGGGUGUUUAUGCAAAAGAUGCUUUUAGAAGUUUUUUUGAGUUGUUACAAAAGGGUCGAGGUGGUGCUUUGUUUCCACCUGGAAUGUCUGGUUUGAGUGUUGUGUGUGUUGAAAAAGAGAUUCUUGAGUUUGUAAAGCAAGGUGGGAGUGAAGAGAAAAUGGGUUUGAGGUUUAAGGAAUUGGGUUGUGAAGUUGAGAAGUGUUUGAGUCCUGGUGUUAUUGUUGGGUUUGGAGAGAUUGAGGUUUUUGUUGGAGAUUCUAUGAAUGAUGUUGCUGCUGUUAGGUUUGUUGUUUCGGAGUUGAGUAGGUUGUUGGAGAUUCAUGGUGAGAAGGUUUGGUUGAUGGGUGUGGCUGGAAAUUCCGAGGCUUAUUCGAAGUUUUUGAGUUUGUUUCCGGGUGUUGAGAAUGAUUGGGAUUUGCAUUUGCUUACUGUGACAUCUGCUACUCCUUCAAGGGAAGGACUAUACUCUAAAUCUAGUUUGAUGGGGUCCUUUGUUCCAUUUGGUGGAUUCUUUUCUACACCUUCUGAAAGCAAAAGUCCAGUAAGUUCUACAAAUUCAUCUUUUACUCGUUGCGACAAAUGCAAUGAAAAGUAUGAACAAGAAGUUGCCGAUAUUUUGAAGGUAGAUUCUGCUACUCUGGCAUCUAGUCAGUCAACAAGCUUGCCUUGGCUUAAAAAGGUCGUUGAUGUGGAUUCACAUGGUGGACUGGAUAUGGCAAAGACUAAUGAAGAAAAUACAAAUUUGAAUAAUAAGAUAUCGGAAUUUCAAAAGAAAUGGAAUGAUAUUUGUCAACAUCUUCAUCAAACAAGGUCUCAAGUUCCAUCCCUUGAGAUUUUACGGUUUGGUUCAGGUUUUAAGGAAAGCAGCAGUAAAGAUCCAUCACAUAAUGAACUCCAAUGUUCUACUCCAUUUUCCUACACGCCUAAAGAGUUGCAUGGCACGUUUCCAUCAAAACAGUUAUCACCUAGUCCGGUACAUACCGAUACAGUUGGUGUCAAUGUUAGAACUGAUCAUGUGCCAAAAGUUACUGAGACUUGGCUAAUUGAUGUGGAGACUCGGGUUCCCCCUUCACGUAUGGCUAAUAUGAGUGUGCUUGAUAACAAAUCAUCUUCAUCCCUUACUCCUGUGACCACAGAUUUAGGACUGGGAACGUUAUAUACACCAAUUGCCUGCAAGCCAGAUAUCCCAAAAUUUCAAGAUAAAAUAAAGCAUUUUGAGCACUUUUCACAGUCUGCUUCAGCUGAUUGUGUUGCUAUCGAUAGAAAUACAUCACAUCAGAUUGCUAGAUCUUCCUGUGCUGUCUCAAACUUGGCAACAAAAUUUGAUUCAGUAGAUUUCAAGUCUCUUAAUCAACUUUUCUCUGAAAAGGUUGGCUGGCAGGAUCAGGCCAUAUGUGAUAUAAACCGAACUUUGUUCCUUCGUAAAUCCAGCGAGGUAAAGAGUAGAGACUCGCAUGGUAGAGCAGACAUAUGGUUUGCUUUCCUCGGACCAGAUGUAAUCGGGAAAAAGAAAAUUGCUUCAGUACUUGCAGAGACUAUAUUUGGAAAUGCAGAAAGCAUAAUCUCUGUGGAUCUAGGCUUCCAGGACAGGGUUUACCCGUCGAACUCGAUUUUUGAAUGCCGAAAAUCAUUUUGUUAUGAUUUGUUUAUGAGGAAGACAGUUGUGGACCAUAUUGCAGGGCAGUUGAGUAAAAAUCCACAUUCCGUCGUGUUUCUUGAAAAUGUAGAUAAAGCUGAUUUUCUGGUGCAGAGUAGUUUAUUGCAGGCAAUAAGAAGAGGUAAAUUUCCAGACUCACACGGAAGAGAAGUUAGCAUCAAUAACACAAUCUUUAUUUUAACCUCAACUGUCUCUAAAGGCAAUGGCUCUUCUGCUUCGGAGUGCAGUAAAAUGUUUUUUGAAGAAACAAUCCUUGACGCCAAAAGAUGUCAAAUGCAAUUGCUACUUGGAGAUACAUCAGAGGAUGCCACAAGUAGCUUUAGUACAAAUGUCAAGAUUGUGCCGAUAAAAGGGUUUUCAAAACCAUUUCCGAAUAAAAGAAAGCAGGCUGAUACUAGUGACAUGAAAGAGGGAGCAACAACCAAGAUGCAAAAACAGGCACGCGAGACAUCAAUGUCCAAUCUGGAUUUAAAUUUGCCUCUAGAAGAGGGCGAAGAGGGUAUGGACAAUAAUGACCUUGAAAGAGAAAUCGUAGUGGAAAACUCAGACUCGUGGUUUAGUGAUUUCUGUGAUCAGAUGGAUGAAAAAGUGAUUUUCAAGCCAUUCAAUUUCAACGCGCUUGCUGAAAAAUUACUAAAAAAUAUUAGCAUACAAUUUCAAAACACAUUUGGUUCAGAAUUUCAAUUGGAAAUUGAUUAUGAGGUAAUGACACAGAUACUUGCAGCUGCUUGGUUAUCAGACAAGAAAAAUGCAGUAGAUGAUUGGAUUGAAAGUGUUCUAGGCAAAGGCUUCAUUGAAGCUCAGAAGAAAUACUACCCUGCAAAUAAAUAUGUUGUGAAACUAGUUAACUGUGAAUCUAUUUUUGUGGAAGAGCCUGAUCUUGGAGUAUGCCUUCCAGCUAGCAUUAACAUGAAGUAAAUUUUGCUUACUUUGUAGUAUUAUUGUAAAUACUUGUAAAAUGUAGUUUUUAGAUAUAACAUAUGGUUAGUUGGUAACCUUGUUCAGCUAAUUAAUCUCACAUUUUUGUUGUUGUGCUGAUCACUGUUUUGUAUGUUCUGUAAUGAUACAAGAAUGAAGAAUGUGUACUUUGGUAUAGUACAUUAGUCCCUA
This is a messenger RNA of Trifolium pratense (red clover), 3753 nucleotides long. RefSeq names its product protein SMAX1-LIKE 6-like. Bases 295 to 3561 code for a protein of 1088 amino acids. Gene Ontology annotation, molecular function: ATP binding; ATP hydrolysis activity. NCBI's taxonomy places the organism in Eukaryota, Viridiplantae, Streptophyta, Magnoliopsida, Fabales, Fabaceae. The record is from RefSeq and is a predicted model, not a curated record. The transcript has 3 exons.